Messenger RNA from Poecile atricapillus (Black-capped chickadee), 4288 nucleotides. Its product is annotated as caprin-2-like. Lineage: Eukaryota; Metazoa; Chordata; Aves; Passeriformes; Paridae. The transcript has 19 exons. The record is from RefSeq and is a predicted model, not a curated record. Bases 435 to 3947 code for a protein of 1170 amino acids. Gene Ontology annotation, cellular component: cytoplasm. Gene Ontology annotation, molecular function: signaling receptor binding. Gene Ontology annotation, biological process: positive regulation of canonical Wnt signaling pathway.
CACUUCUAAAUAUUCAUUCAGGCUGCAGCCCGGAUGCCAGGCUGGCGGCGUGAUUUGCAAUUGCUUGCUUGCAGUUUUUUCCGCUGUGGGUGAUGUGUGCAGGAAACCUGCCUAGUUUUAUAUGGUCACUAUAUUGGGUUUCUGGAAUCGUCCCCCGUACUGUUUAAUUCUGCCUAUGUAAAGGAUUUUUGGUGUUUGGAUGGGUGGGGAGGCUUCGAACAAUACGAAGUUUGCCUUGCUUUGAAAUUCUUGCUACGGAUAUUUUGAAAGGGAGAGAGACGCGUGGAAAAAUUGCGAUCGGUCCUUCCCGAGGCUCAGUUUUGUGCCUACGCGUCUUAAUACGUGAUGUGACAAGAAAAGCUGUAACUUGAAAAGGGGGUGCAGGGUGUGAGAGAGCUAAAUAAAAGAGUUUCUUCGCAGCUCCAUCCAUUUCAAUGGUGCAGCUUUCCCAGGCCCCUUUCCAUCGUGCAUCAUCACCUUCAGGCCGGUCGGAGGAAGGGGAGGAGAAGAGGAUGAAGGCGGCUAAGCAGCAGGUGACCCCGACUGGGGAGAGCCCGGCUCCCGCCAGCCCCCUGCAGUCCGCGCUGAGCACGGCGGCCUCUCCUUCCCAAGCGUAUGAGACCUACAUCGACAACGGGCUCAUCUGCCUCAAACACAAGAUCAGGAACAUCGAGAAAAAGAAGCUCAAACUAGAAGACUACAAAAAUCGUCUGAAGAAGGGAGAAACCCUCAAUCAAGACCAAUUGGAGGCAGUAGAGAAAUAUGAUGAAGUAGUGCACAAUCUGGAAUUUGCCAAGGAGCUUCAGAAGACAUUCUCGGGACUUAGCCAAGAUCUGCUGAAAGCACAGAAGAAGGCUCAGCGGAGAGAGAGUCUAUUGAAGCUUGAAGCAGAGAAGAAAAAGCUGCGUACAAUACUUCAAGUCCAGUAUGUGCUGCAGAACUUCACUCAAGAACAUGUUCAGAAAGAUUUCAAAGGUGGUGUGAAUGGUGCAAUAUACUUGCCUUCUAAAGAAUUAGACUACCUCAUAAGAUUUGCAAAACUGACGUGUCCAGAAAGAAAUGAGAACUUGCGUGUCGAAGACCAGAUGGAACAAUCAUCUCUAUACCUCUGGGACCUUCUAGAAGGAAGUGAGAAACCUGUGGUUGGAACAACAUAUAAACACAUGAAGGACCUGUUAUCCAAGCUUCUAGACUCUGGCUACUUUGAAAGUAUUCCAGCUCCUCGCACCACUGUGCCAGUUAAAGAAUUGGAAGAAGUAAAUAGAAAACCUGAGAAAACAAGACAGCUGUCAAAGGGAGAGUCUGCCAAAGAACCAGAAUCCAUUAUGGAGCUUAUGAAAUCUGAAAUACAGCCACAGGAGUUUCUCAACAGGCGUUAUUUGCCUGAAGCAGAAUACUCUGUCAAGAAGAAGCCAGAAGAGCCCAGAUCUUGGGAAGCCGAGUGUGCUAAAAAACAAGAACCUCCAAAGUCCUGGGAGAUGCUUGUUGAUAUUAAAGAGCAGGAGCAGAAACAAGAGACCUUAAAGCCUUGGGAAGCUCGUGUUAGACAGCAGGAGCUAAAAAGACCAGAUUCUCCAAAGCCUUGGGAAGCUCGUGCUAAAGAGGAGGAACAGAAGCGUGAGUCUGCAAAGUCCUGGGAGACCCGUGUGGAGGAGGAACAACAAAAGAAGCUGGAAGCUCCAAAGGCAUGGGUAGCACGUGUCCGAGAGGAGCAGGAGUCUCCCCAACCCUGGGUAGCAAAGGUCAGGGAAGAGCAGGACCUGAAGAAACAGGAAUCACCUAAGCCAUGGGUAACAAAUGUUAGGGAAGAGCAGGAGCAGAAAAAGCAGGAGUCCUCAAAACCUUGGGUAACCAAAGUUAAGGAAGAACCAGAAGAAAAGCAGGAAUCUCCAAAACCUUGGGUAACCCAAACUAGGGAACAACCAGAACAAAAGAAGCCAGACCCUAUGAAAACAUGGGAAGUGCCUGUUAGGGAAGAGCCAGAGCAAAAGAAGCAGGAGCCUAUGAAGGCUUGGGCUGCACAUGUUAGGGAGGAGCCAGAACAAAAGAAGCAGGAGACUCGAGAGGCUUGGGAAAAAGCUGACAGGCAGCAGCAAGUGUCAUCACCGCAGUUACAGAACCCUCCGAAGUCCUGGGCAGCUGCCAGUAUGGGGCCAAAGGAACAGAUGGGGCCAAAGAAGUUUGAUAUGGAACCCAAAGAAGUGCCUAAACCUGUACAUCAGCCAGCUGCAGAAUUUUGUUCUACUUCAACUCUUCCAAAAGAUCCAGUAUUGAGAAGGGAAAAACUUCAGGAUCUGAUGACUCAGAUACAAGGGACCUACAACUUCAUGCAAGAGUCCAUUCUGGAUUUUGAUAAAGCUUCACCAAGUGCCAUUGGUUCAUCCCAACCUCCUUCAGUUACUCCAGCAAGUAGUCCUGUAGCUUCAAAAGAGCAGAAACUGCCAAGUCAGAGUGAUUUUCUUCAACAGCCCCUUAAGGCUGCUGCUUCAUCCAUGGUGCUGCAUGGUUCAAACACUUCCCUAGCAUCUGCUGAUCAUGCUCUUUCUGGCUCUGAAACUGAAGACUUGGUGACACCACAGGCAUCAACACCACUUUCUCAAGAGAAUGAGAAAUAUACUUCCCAGCCUCUGUAUCAGACAAGUUCACGUAUUUCUGAGCCACUGAUGCCUAAAAAGAUUGAAAUUUCCCAGGCAACUAUUCCCCUCCCAAGUGAGCCGCAGUCACCAUUGCCUACUUCAAGCACCCCUGUGCCAUCAGUGCCACCAGCACAAAGCUUUCAGUCUCCUCCAGCAAGCAGCAGUUCUGUCACAAUAACAGCAGCUCCCUUUCAGGCUAUGCAGACUGUGUUUAAAGUGAACGCACCAUUGCCUCCACGUAAAGACCAGGAGGUUAAAGAGGAUUCUUUAUCAGCGGGAUAUAAUCAGAGUUUCUCCACAGCAAGUACACAGACUCCUCCUCAAUGCCAGUUGCAGUCUUCUCAUGUUGCAGAACAAACCUCUCUUUCACAAGAAUCUCUAUCUUCAGCAGUGAACUAUCAACCUGAUGGAGCUGUUUCUGUAAGCAAUGGUAGCCUUGCCUUUUAUCCAGCACAGGCUAAUGUUAUUCCCAGACCCCCACAGCCUUACCUCAACAGUCGUGGGUCUGUCAGAGGGUCUGCUAGAGGUGGAAGGUCACUGGCUAAUUCGUACCGCUCCCCUGGUGGUUACAAAGGUUUUGAUGUUUACAGAGGUUCACCUUCAUUAACUAAUGGCAACUAUGGCCAGCUACAGUUUCCUGGUAGAGAUUAUGCUGGAAUGCCAUAUUCUCAGAGGGAUGUUAAUUACCAGCAGUGUUAUAAACGAGGUGGGAUAAGCAGUGGUCCUCGAGCAAAUUCAAGAGCAGGGUGGAGCGACUCUUCCCAGGUGAGCAGCCCAGAACGAGAUAAUGAGACCUUUAACAGUGGGGACUCUGGGCAGGGAGACUCCCGCAGCAUCACCCCUGUGGAUAUGCCAGUGACCAGCCAGGCUGCCACCAUACUCCCGGUGCACGUCUACCCGCUCCCACAGCAGAUGAGGGUCGCCUUCUCUGCAGCUCGAACAUCCAACCUGGCCCCUGGAACUCUAGACCAGCCCAUUGUGUUUGACCUGUUGCUGAACAACCUUGGAGAAACUUUUGAUAUCCAGCUUGGUAGGUUCAACUGUCCGGUGAAUGGUACCUAUGUCUUCAUCUUCCACAUGCUGAAACUGGCUGUAAAUGUGCCUCUGUAUGUGAAUCUCAUGAAGAAUGAAGAGGUCCUUGUGUCAGCAUAUGCAAAUGAUGGGGCUCCUGACCAUGAAACAGCCAGUAACCAUGCAGUCCUGCAGCUGUUCCAGGGAGAUCAGAUCUGGCUACGGCUGCAUCGGGGAGCCAUCUAUGGAAGUAGCUGGAAAUACUCCACCUUUUCGGGAUACCUCCUUUAUCAGGACUAAAAUCCAGUACAAUGUUUACAAAAGAGCUGCUCCAAACACCUUGGUGAGGGGGGUGGGACUAGCUUUGCACUUACUACUGACUUUAUAGAGGAUAUGUGGUUCCAUUAUUGGGGGAAAUGGUGGUCCUGAUUUGCAAGGUGAAAUCAUGGAGUUGGGGUACUGAAUCAGCACUAAUUUGGCACUUUAUCAGUUGUGAUGUAGCCUUGCUAAUAAAGCUGUGAAUGUAUAUUGUUUGCACUUACCCUAAACUGUAUUAAUGUCCAGCUUACUACACUAUUGAUUGCCUCAAGUAUGGGCUAUUCACAAUGCCUUGUUGUGCCUCAAUAAAACAAGUUAAUAUG